GAGGACGCCCAUUGCGAUUUCGACCUUCUCCUACCAGACAUUCACUGGUACGUCGUCGCAUCCUCGCCCACUCGGCAAUUGCCAACGCACCGUCUCGAUAGGCCUCGCCUUUCCGUCGCCGCCAUGAUCACCAGAUUCCUUACCGACGUUCGCGUAACCUUCAAUCCCUUCUCCCCGCGCUCAAAGCCCGCCCGCCUCUUCCUCUCCCUCAUACCGCCGGAUGCGCGCUCAGAUGGCAUGAAGAUUGAAUCCAAGAUGCUGCCACGACACAGCAAGGAGCCUGCGACCUUGGGUGUCAAGUUCAAAGAUGGAAAGGAAAUGAACCUGGAUCUCACAAACAUGCGUAUCCCACAAGUCGUCGAGGAGGUAGAUAGACACUCACGGUCACUGGCACGAAAAGAGGAGCUAGCAGGCAAUUAAAGGCCCAAUUUGAUGCAAAUAAUUGUACAUAUACACAUCCAUAAAGAGCAGAGGCUGGCGUCAUGGUAGCUUUUUUU
This is a messenger RNA of Bipolaris maydis ATCC 48331, 497 nucleotides long. RefSeq names its product mitochondrial 54S ribosomal protein mL53. The record is from RefSeq and is a predicted model, not a curated record. Gene Ontology annotation, molecular function: structural constituent of ribosome. NCBI's taxonomy places the organism in Eukaryota, Fungi, Ascomycota, Dothideomycetes, Pleosporales, Pleosporaceae. Gene Ontology annotation, cellular component: mitochondrial large ribosomal subunit.